Molecule: messenger RNA, 1151 nt
Organism: Capsicum annuum
Lineage: Eukaryota; Viridiplantae; Streptophyta; Magnoliopsida; Solanales; Solanaceae
Exons: 3
Coding region: 438-857 (139 amino acids)
Source: RefSeq, a predicted model, not a curated record
UUUGCCUUCACCUCACAUGGGCGGAAAGAGUGUUGUGCUAGCGAUUUUCAUCUGAAGUCAAUAUAUCAGAUGUGAAAUAUAAAGUUAUAUGUAAAAAUAUGUUAAUAAUUUAAGAAAUUCAAUGGACUCAACGCCAAAGCCUUAGAAGCAGAAUUCGUAUACCAUACUUAAAUCUUGAAUCCGCUCCUAUCACUGCUACCUCCUCUAGGGCUCCCUCCCUUUUUGGCUUUUCAACAUUAACGUACUUUAACUUUUCUUGUAUUAUAUAUUCAACUUAAGUCCAAGAGAGGUUUUUCAUUAAAGAGCAUCAGAGCAACAUAAAAUUGUCAAUAUUCUUCUUUUAUCAUGGCUACAAACUACUCCUUACUGAAGUGAUCUGCAGAUAGUUAGCAAAUGGACAUUGAAGAUCACAUAUCCAAGUACUAGAAAAAAGAGUUAUGGGUGGUAUGAAGGCUUUCUUGUGGACUCUUGUUUUACUCAGUUUAUUGUGGCUCAUUUUGUAUAGUAUUUUAGUCAAUCAGGAAACUAAAAAAAUCACUGCUACGGCAAUCGAUCAUUUAGAUGUUUGGAAGAUCAUACAAUCUGGAAGGUAUAAUCUUCAAAAGAAGUCAAAUCUGAGUUACGUGAGCCAAAGAAGAGUGUCUACUGGAAUCAAUCUCAUUCCUAACAGGAAAUCAGGGAAGGGAGCUAGAGCAAUCAAACAUGUAGAUGUUUGGAAGAUAAUAGAAGCUGAGAGGCAAUAUCUUCAAAGGAAUCCAAAUGUAAAUUAUGCGAGCAAAAGAAGAGUGCCUACUGGACCAAAUGCCAUUCACAACAGGAAAGUAGGGGAGUAUAGAGAGCCACCCACUCGAGCUUGAGCUUUGGAAGACCCUUGCAAGUUACUCUUGUAAAGAGUCAAUCAAUCAUAUUUACAACAUACAAAGCUGUGAUGACAAGUAGGUAUUUCAUUAGAGUGAACUCCAGUCCCAUUUUAUAUGGCAUUGUUACUAUUUGGAGAGUCAUAACGGUUUUUCUUUAUCACAAGUUUCUUAUGUAAGUAUUAUGAAAUAUUAACUAUUGUGACUUGUGAUGCUUACUUUUGUGUGUGUGUGUAAUUUUCAAAUUUGUAAAUUUUACUUCAUUGCUUUUCUAUGAAUCUAUGUUUGAAAUCA